This is a messenger RNA of Polypterus senegalus (gray bichir), 435 nucleotides long. RefSeq names its product dual specificity testis-specific protein kinase 2-like. Gene Ontology annotation, biological process: protein phosphorylation; actin cytoskeleton organization. Gene Ontology annotation, molecular function: ATP binding; protein serine/threonine kinase activity. The record is from RefSeq and is a predicted model, not a curated record. Gene Ontology annotation, cellular component: cytoplasm; nucleus. NCBI's taxonomy places the organism in Eukaryota, Metazoa, Chordata, Cladistia, Polypteriformes, Polypteridae. The coding region runs from base 3 to 422 and encodes 139 amino acids. The transcript has 4 exons.
UUAUGGGUGUUUGUGUACAUGAAGGCCAACUGCAUGCUUUGACAGAGUAUAUUAACGGUGGUAACUUGGAACAGUUGUUGGACAGCAACAUGCACCUUAGCUGGACUAUUAGAGUCAAAUUAGCAUAUGAUAUUGCAUUGGGCCUGAGCUAUCUGCACUCGAAAGGAAUCUUUCACAGAGAUCUAACAUCAAAGAACUGUUUGAUAAAUUGUGAUGAGAACGGUUACUCUGCAGUUGUUGGAGAUUUCGGCCUUGCAGAGAAAAUCCCUGACUAUAGUGUUGAUGGAGAGAAGUUGGCUGUUGUGGGAUCCCCGUACUGGAUGGCACCUGAAGUCCUCCGAGAUGAACCAUACAAUGAAAAAGUAAAUUUUGUCUCAAGCAGUGUGCCUAAAAUGGAUAGUAUGGUUGUUCUCAGACAAUAAAAAUAUGAAAGUA